Messenger RNA from Dioscorea cayenensis subsp. rotundata (Guinea yam), 1355 nucleotides. RefSeq names its product AP2-like ethylene-responsive transcription factor TOE3. The coding region runs from base 44 to 1297 and encodes 417 amino acids. NCBI's taxonomy places the organism in Eukaryota, Viridiplantae, Streptophyta, Magnoliopsida, Dioscoreales, Dioscoreaceae. The transcript has 10 exons. The record is from RefSeq and is a predicted model, not a curated record. Gene Ontology annotation, molecular function: DNA-binding transcription factor activity; DNA binding. Gene Ontology annotation, biological process: regulation of DNA-templated transcription.
UAUAUAGUCUCAACAAAGAGGGAUAGGGAUAGACAUAGAGGAGAUGUGGGAUCUCAAUACAAGCUCACCAUUCUCAAUGGAGAACAAUCAAGUUGUUGUUAACAAAGGCAAGGCACCGGAGACGAUCUCCGGCAACUCCUCUUCUUCAUCAUCGGCCAUUGUUAUCGAGCCCUCCGAUGAUAUCGACACCACCAAUCCCAAAUUCUUCGAGUUUCCGAUCCUUCAUCAGCAUCAAACCCCUCAUCAGUCUCCUACAGUAACUCAUCAGUUCUUUCCUACACAGAGCUUGAGCCUUUCUUCUGCUCCUGAUAUUGUUCUCCAGCCACCGGAGACUGUCCCCGGGAAGCCGAAGAAUGUUGUUGUUUCUCAACUAGUCAAGAAGAGUCGCCGUGGCCCCCGAUCGAGAAGCUCAGAGUACCGUGGCGUCACCUUCUAUCGGAGAACCGGCCGGUGGGAAUCACACAUAUGGGAUUGCGGAAAGCAAGUUUAUUUAGGUGGAUUUGACACUGCACAUGCGGCCGCACGGGCUUAUGAUCGAGCGGCGAUCAAGUUUAGAGGCAUCGACGCAGACAUUAACUUCGCACUGGAGGACUAUGAGGAAGAUAUGAAACAGAUGAGUAAUCUUUCAAAGGAGGAGUUUGUCCUUGUUCUCCGGCGACAGAGUGCAGGAUUUCCGAGAGGCAGUUCAAGAUUCCGGGGAGUUACAUUGCACAAAUGCGGCAAAUGGGAGGCAAGAAUGGGCCAGUUCUUAGGCAAAAAAUAUGUCUACUUAGGCCUUUUCGACACUGAAAUUGAAGCCGCAAGGGCUUAUGAUAGAGCUGUUCUUAGGUGCAAUGGAAGGGAUGCAGUCACUAACUUCAAUCCAAGCAUUUAUGAGAAUGAGAUCAAUUCAGACAUUGGAGAUGCUGGACAUAACCUUGAUCUAAGUUUAGGGUGUUCCGGAUCGGGAUCGAAAAGAAGUGUCCUUGAAUCAGUAGACAACCGAAACACAAAGCCAAAGAUUGACGAUAAGCUUAAAAUGACGGUUGUGGAAAAUAAUGCGGCUGUGCAGUACUAUACUUCAGUGAACUAUCACCAUAACCGGAGCGGUGGCAAUGGCAACACAAUUGUUGGAGGAGAAGGCCUUUCGUUGACGAUUGGAGGUACGACCGGCGCAGAGCCGAAAUUUCAACAUUUACCUCCUACAUUGUUUGCAGAGCCGAAACUUCAGCAUUUACAGCCUACAUUGUUCGUGACUAGCAAUGCCGGCGCCGCGGCAUCAUUAGGAUUCCAGAUGAUAGGAAUGAAAAAAGAAUGAAGAAAAAGAUGGUUGAAAUUUUGGGGAUGUUGUUGACCUUUAGAUGUUCAGAAGGAGA